Messenger RNA from Paramecium octaurelia, 176 nucleotides. Lineage: Eukaryota; Ciliophora; Oligohymenophorea; Peniculida; Parameciidae. The record is from the annotation of a GenBank genome assembly.
AUGAGGACCAAACAUUGCUUUUUGAGCAUAAUUAAAUUGAUUAGACUGUUGGUGUAGGGAUAAUCUGAAAUAAUUAGAAGGCAAGGAAAGAAGCAAUAGAUAAAAUGCAUAUAUGUAUGAAAUAUAAUAACUAGUUAAUCUAAGCCAAAUAGAAUGAUUUCCUUAUGCAGAAUUGA